AUGAGUUACAUAGAAAUCUUUGAAUUAAAUUAGCAUUCUACAGAAGGAGAUCUUAAGCACUGUAUUGAAUGGAUAUAAGAAAACUUUAAAGAAUCUAAAUUUAUAAAUAUAUCUAUAGUAAUCAAGCGCUCUGAGAGUUAGCACAUUUAGAUAGAAGAAUUAAUUAAAGAUGAAAAAAUAUAGAGUGAUGGUAAGAAAAAAGGAAAUAGCAUUUCUCUCAAAAAAGUUACUUUGUAGGAUAUGGAGAAAUAAAUGGAGUAGAAGAAACAAUAAAAACAAAUAGAUACAUAAUUAUAAAUUAGUCAAUCAAGCGAUUUAGCAAAGAUGUAAAAGAGGAUGUCAAAAUAUUAAAAUAAUCAGAUUAAUGAAGAAAAUAAAGAAUAUGAGUAAUUAGAUGAGCUAAAGCAUAUGAUAAAAAAAUCUGAGGAGUUACUUAGUUUAUAGUAAUAUGAAGAGGCAGCAGAGUAAUAAGCCAAAAUAUAAACAACUUGUCAGUAAUUAUUAGAUAGGAUUGAAGAAAAUCACUCAACUGCUUAGUAAAAUAACCUCUAAAGAUAAAAUUAAGAUGUAAAAGAAGUGGAAAAAGAUUAAGAAAUGGAUUCUGUAUAUCUUUAGCUUAUAACUUUAUUUAUUAAUAAUUACAUAUAAUAAGGAAAGUGUUAAUUUCUUUAGAAAAAAAACGAAGAAGCUAUUUUAUUUUUUGAGAAGGGGAUAGAAUAUUAUAAUCAAGUCAAAAACAAAAAGUUGAUUGUAAAAAAAUAUAACUUAGACGUCAUGGUUGAUUAUGUAAUAAAUCCUCAUGUUUUAGAAGAUCUUUAUUCCUCUUUAGGAGAUACCUACCAUAGUUAAAAUAAAUAUGAUAAGUCAAUAGAAAAUUUUCAAUUUGCAAUAUAAAUCAUAGAUAGAUAUUCAAGCGAGUAGUAGAAAUAAUAUUAAGGUCAAAAAAAAAAAGGAGAUCUUUUCAACUUAAUAGGAUACGCUUAUUAUUGUAUAGGCGAUAUAUAGAAGGCAAUUGAAUCCUUUACUUAAAGUCUAUAAAUUUGCAUGGACUUGAAUGGAGAAAAAGAUGUAUAAGUGGCUAAUCGAAUGAAUAACCUAGCAGAGGCAUACAGAUAUGUGAAGCAGUAUGAAAAAGCUUUGAAGUAUUUUAUUAAGAGUUUAGAUAUAAAAAAGCAGGAAGAAAUGACAUAAAAGAAUAUUUAAAGUCUAGGAAUGACUUGUAAAAAUAUAGGUAUUACGUACUAAGAAACUAAUUAAUAUGAAAAAGCUAUCGAAUACUAUUUACAAUCAAUAGAAUAUUUUAAAAAUUUCUAUAGUGAUCAUUACAAAGACGAAGGAGGUAGCAUUCUGAAUGCACUUUAUACAUAAACUGCAUAGUGCUAUAAAGAGUUAAAUAAUUUUCAAGAAGCUACAAAAUUAUAUGAAAAAGUAUAUGAGAUUAAUAAAUCUAUGUAUGGACUUAAAAACAUUUAAACAAUAAAUUGUGCAAAUAAUUUAGCAUCUUUGCUUUUCAAACUUUAGCACUUUGAAAAGAGUGUAGAAUUAUUCGAAUAAAUUUUAGGUUUUUAGAAACAAUAUUAUGGCGAGUAGUCCAUUUAAGUUGUUUAAACUUUGGUCAAUAUGGGCACAAUAUUUUGUAAAAUGAAAAAAUAUGAGCUAGGAAUAGAAAAAAUAGAUAUAGCUUUGAAAAUAUUUGAAUAAAAUCCAAAUUCAGACUAAUAGACUAUUGAAAGCACAAAGCAAGCAAAAUAAUAUUACCAAAAAAAAUUUCAACAAUUUAAGUAGUAAGCAUCCUUACAAUUAAGUAAAAAAGAUCUAAAAAUAGAAGAACUUUGA
Tetrahymena thermophila SB210 is the source of this 1836-nucleotide messenger RNA. Its product is annotated as tetratricopeptide repeat protein. The transcript has 3 exons. NCBI's taxonomy places the organism in Eukaryota, Ciliophora, Oligohymenophorea, Hymenostomatida, Tetrahymenidae. Gene Ontology annotation, molecular function: protein binding. The record is from RefSeq and is a predicted model, not a curated record.